AUUUAUCUUUCCCAUUUGACGUGCUAGUCCUCCUAGAGUGACGCUGCAUACUGUUUUUGUACUUUGCACACGCAACCAUUCUCUCUCCCCUCUUGUCUCUCUCCCCCUCUCUCUCUCAUCCCAUUGACCACUACUUUGGUUGGAGCCGCACCCAGAAGUCUACACAGUGCACUCCCAUCAUCCUCUAGGGUUCUGCCUAUCUCCACUGUUGAUUCUCUUUCUCCUUUCUCUCUCUAUACAACGAUGGUGUGUUUCGGCAAGAUAAGAUUCGAUGCUCUCUGAAUCUCUCGUCAAUCAUCAGUCGAUUUACUGUUUUUUCCGAUUCGAUUCGGCUGUGUUCCGUUCUCGAACCGGCCUAAUUUGGAAGCCUUACUCAUAGAUCGCGUUGUUCGAUUUGGAAAAGCGUUCGGUUUCUUGAAAAUUCAACAAAGGCUGUUUCAGUAGUUUGAAAAUUGAGUUUAGUGUUUGAUUUGGAUUUUUCAUCUUUGGAGUUUUGGUGUUGCUCUGUUGGUUGGUAUUUGUGUUGUAUGUGUGAUAAAUCAGACGAUAUGGAGGAUCGGAACGUGAAUAGGGCGGGUGGUGGAAUGUCGGAUUUGGUUUUUGAAUGUGUGAUUCAGUACAUACACGAUUCGCGUGACCGCGAAGCGGUCUCUCUGGUGUGCCGGAGAUGGUACGAGAUCGAUGCGUCGUCGCGGAAGCACAUCACGAUCGCUCUGUGUUACGCCACCACCCCGAAGCAGCUAUGGCGGAGGUUCCGGCACCUGGAGUCGCUGAAAUUGAAGGGGAAGCCACGGGCUGCGAUGUUCAAUCUGAUACCGGAGGAUUGGGGAGGGUACAUCACUCCGUGGGUGGAGGAGAUUUCCACUUCUUUUAGCUGUUUGAAGGAGAUUCAUUUUCGAAGGAUGAUUGUGAAGGACUCGGAUCUUGAACUCCUCGCUCAAUCGCGUGGUCAUACUUUGCAAGUACUAAAGCUCGAUAAGUGCUCUGGAUUUUCCACCGAUGGACUUCUGCAUAUCGGCCGGUUGUGCAGGAGUUUAAGAACCUUGUUUCUCGAAGAGAGCACAAUAGACGAGAAAGAUGGGGAAUGGCUACAUCAGCUUGCUUUGAACAACACAGUUCUCAAAAUUUUGAACUUUUACAUGACAGAACUUGUCAAAGUCAGUUCCCAAGACCUUGGACUCAUAGCCAGAAAUUGUCACUCUUUAGUCUCAGUGAAAAUUAGCGAUUGUGAAAUCUUGCAACUUGUUGAUCUCUUUCGUGCUGCACCUUUAUUGGAAGAGUUUAGUGGAGGUUCCUUCAGUGAGCAACCAGAAUCCUAUUCUUCUGUAUCAUUUCCCCCAAGAUUAUGCCGUUUGGGUCUAUCAUACUUGGGAACGGACGAAAUGCCCAUCGUAUUCCCUUUUGCAUCCUUACUGAAAAAAUUGGAUCUCCUUUAUGCUUUUCUCGAUACAGAGGGUCAUUGUCUUUUGAUUCAAAGGUGCCAUAACUUGGAAAUUCUCGAGACCAGGGAUGUAAUUGGAGAUAGAGGAUUGGAAGUUCUUGCUCAGUGUUGCAAGAGAUUAAGGAGGCUCAGGAUUGAGCAUGGUGCUGAUGAACAGGGAUUGGAGGAUGCGGAAGGUGUAGUAUCACAGAGAGGACUAAUUGCUUUGGCACAGGGCUGCCUUGAACUCGAGUACAUGGCUGUACAUGUGUCUGAUAUAACAAAUGAAUCUUUGGAAUAUAUUGGCACAUACUUGAAAAACCUGUUUGAUUUUCGUCUCGUUUUGCUUGACCUAGAAGAAAGGAUAACGGAUUUACCACUUGAUAAUGGAGUGCGAGCCCUAUUAAGUGGUUUGCAUAAUCUUAGAAGGUUUGCUCUGUAUCUUCGGCCCGGGGGCCUGACUGAUUUGGGCCUCUCUUAUAUCGGGCAGUACAGCCAAAAUGUAAGAUGGAUGCUUCUUGGUAAUGUCGGGGAAUCUGAUGCAGGGCUUCUGGAGUUGUCCAAAGGCUGUCCUAGACUGCAAAAGCUAGAAAUGAGGGGCUGUUGCUUUAGUGAACAAGCAAUGGCAAUUGCUACGUUGCAGUUUACUUCUCUGAGGUAUUUGUGGGUGCAUGCAUAUAGAGCAUCUCCAACUGGUCGUGAUCUCUUGGCGAUGGCUCGCCCAUUUUGGAAUAUUGAGUUGAUUCCUUCAAGAAAAGUACCUGUUCCGAAUCUGCUUGGGGAAGUUGUAUUUGUCGAGCAUCCACCCCAUAUACUUGCAUAUUACUCCCUUGCUGGACAAAGAUCGGAUUUUCCGGAUUCUGUCAUCCCUCUGCGUAUGUAAAUAUAUUCUUUUUACAAGAGAGUACGUCUUUUCCCUGUUGCAUGCACUCUGUUAUGUGUCCUGUAUCUUUUCUUCUCUGUAAGGAGGUUUUUCUUUUUCUUUUUAGAUUAUAGUAGUUCUGAUCCUAUUUCUGAACUUUUGCCCUGUAAUAAGCUUGUGUUCGUCUGUAAUUUGAAAAUUCUUGUGCUCCACGUGUUCUCGUGGUAACCUAUAUUAGUUUUAAUUUGAGUCAAAUUUUUGUUAA
This is a messenger RNA of Cornus florida, 2547 nucleotides long. RefSeq names its product coronatine-insensitive protein 1-like. Gene Ontology annotation, biological process: SCF-dependent proteasomal ubiquitin-dependent protein catabolic process. The transcript is spliced from 3 exons. Lineage: Eukaryota; Viridiplantae; Streptophyta; Magnoliopsida; Cornales; Cornaceae. The record is from RefSeq and is a predicted model, not a curated record. The coding region runs from base 528 to 2303 and encodes 591 amino acids. Gene Ontology annotation, cellular component: SCF ubiquitin ligase complex.